This is a messenger RNA of Cicer arietinum (chickpea), 2461 nucleotides long. Its product is annotated as pentatricopeptide repeat-containing protein At5g06540. Gene Ontology annotation, biological process: RNA modification. NCBI's taxonomy places the organism in Eukaryota, Viridiplantae, Streptophyta, Magnoliopsida, Fabales, Fabaceae. Gene Ontology annotation, molecular function: protein binding; RNA binding; zinc ion binding. The record is from RefSeq and is a predicted model, not a curated record.
AUGCAUUGUUUUACUACCAUUUACAUCCAAUAAUCUUUGCUGGGUUAAAUCUUCAUCAUUGUUCAAGUGCUACAUCAUCUCCUCCAAACUCAAAAACUUACAUCACAUCCAUAUCAACAUGCUGAAUAGAGAAUCACUAAAAUCUCAAACAUACCAAUAAUAUAGUCCAAACAACAUAAUUAGUUGAAUAACACUCUCUUAUUGCAUAAAACAUUCAAUAAUGUUUUCCUGUCAAUUGAAAAAUGAAUAGCAUUAGUAACCCAAUUCUGCAAAAACUGAGACUAAAAAAUCCCAAACUAGUUCUACUAUCACAAUGCUCCAAUAUUCAAGACCUCAAAAUAAUCCAUGCCCACAUGCUAAGAACCCAUUUUUUCUUCGACACAUUUGCAUCAAGUCGCAUCAUUGCUUUCUGCAUAGACAAACCCAAUUUCCUAACUUACGCCAUCAAAGUUUUCUCCCAAAUUUACAAUCCCAAUAUCUUCAUUUUCAAUGCUUUGAUCCGUGGUUGUUCGACCAGCGAAAACCCAGAAAAUUCCUUUCAUUAUUACAUUCAAUCUCAACGCAUUGGUCUCUUACCUGAUAAUAUUACACACCCUUUUUUGGUUAAAGCAUGUUCCAAAAUUGAGUCUUUAAAAAUGGGUAUGCAAGUUCAUGGUCAAAUAAUUAAACAUGGGUUUGAACUUGAUUUUUAUGUUCAACACGCUCUUGUUUAUAUGUAUGCUUCUUUGGGUGAUUUAAUGGCUGCAAUGUUCAUUUUUAAGAGGAUGGGCCGAUUUGAUGUUGCUUCAUGGACUUGUAUGAUUGCUGGUUAUCAUAAAUUUGGUGAUGUUGAAUCUGCACGUGAACUGUUUGAUAAAAUGCCUGAUAGGAAUUUGGUGACUUGGAGUACUAUGAUUAGCGGUUAUGCGCGGAACAAUCGAUUUGAUAAAGCCGUUGAAAUGUUUGGGAUUCUUCAAGAUGAAGGGGUGGUUGCUAAUGAAGUUGUUAUGGUUGGUGUGAUCUCCUCUUGUGCUCAUUUAGGUGCUCUUGCAGUUGGUGAGAAAGCUCAUGAGUAUGUGAUGAGAAAUGGUUUGGCUUUGAAUGUGAUUCUUGGAACAGCUAUUGUUGACAUGUAUGCAAGAUGUGGGGAUGUUGAGAAAGCUAUUCGGGUUUUCAAGGGAUUGGAAGAAAAGGAUGUACUUUGUUGGACAGCUUUGAUUUCUGGACUAGCCAUGCAUGGUUAUGCAAUGAAAGCACUUGAGUAUUUUUCUGAAAUGGAGAAAAAUGGGAUAUUUCCUAGAGAUAUUACAUUUACUGCAGUGUUGAAAGCUUGUAGUCAUGGAGGGCUAGUAGAAAAGGGUCUAGAAAUAUUCGAAAGCAUGAAAAGAGAUCAUGGGGUAGAGCCGCGAUUGGAGCAUUUUGGAUGUAUGGUUGAUCUUCUUGGAAGAGCAGGAAAGUUGGAAGAAGCAGAAAAAUUUAUUCAUGAAAUGCCUGUGAAACCAAAUGCUCCAAUAUGGGGAGCAUUGCUAGGAGCUUGCAGGAUUCAUAGAAAUGUUGAAGUUGGAGAAAGGGUUGGAAAGAUUUUGAUACAGAUGAAACCGGAACACAGCGGUUACUAUGUGUUGUUGUCGAACAUAUACGCGCGCACAAACAAGUGGAAAGAUGUUACUGUCAUGAGAAGAUUGAUGAAGGAAAAAGGGGUUAGAAAACCACCUGGAUACAGUCUCAUUGAGAUAGAUGGAAAAGUUCAUGAGUUUACAAUUGGAGAUAAAACACAUCCAGAAAUAGAUAAAAUAGAAAGGAUGUGGGAAGUUAUACUACAAAAAAUAAAGGUAGCAGGAUACAUUGGAAAUACUGGUGAGGCAUUGUUUGACAUAGAUGAAGAGGAGAAAGAAGAUGCACUUCACAGGCAUAGUGAGAAACUGGCUAUUGCCUAUGGUAUUAUGAAGAUCCGAGGUCCUACACCUAUUAGGAUUGUGAAAAACUUGCGUGUCUGUGAAGAAUGUCACACAGCUACGAAGUUUAUCUCACAGGUUUUUGAAGUAGAGUUAAUUGUGAGAGAUAGAAAUAGGUUCCAUCAUUUUAGAAAAGGUGCGUGUUCUUGUAUGGAUUACUGGUAAGAAAGCUAAUAGCACCUCCGAAGGUGCAAUCCACCGUGAGAGUCUUAAGUGGGUCAACACUAUCAGCCUCAACUACCUUGUUCAAGUCCAUUACAAAUUGUCUUACCACUUAACUGCAGGGUUUUCUUCAAUUUGAACAUAUUCAUCUAUACUGUCAACGUGUGAUCCAUAUAAUAUAUGAAUAGUCGUAGUGCAUUUCUUCAAUGAUGAAAGAUCUAUUUUAUUAGUUGUAGCGAUCUUCAUAUGAAAAUACGCACCAUAAUUUUUAAAUGUAAUUACAUUUUGGAGAAAUACAUGUCUAUGUCUUCGAAACCUCUUUGAAAUAUUUGUGAAUAGGAAGUUUUUAGAGUAGUCAUUAAACA